Messenger RNA from Corythoichthys intestinalis (scribbled pipefish), 3823 nucleotides. RefSeq names its product G-protein coupled receptor family C group 5 member D. NCBI's taxonomy places the organism in Eukaryota, Metazoa, Chordata, Actinopteri, Syngnathiformes, Syngnathidae. Gene Ontology annotation, biological process: G protein-coupled receptor signaling pathway. Gene Ontology annotation, cellular component: extracellular exosome; intracellular membrane-bounded organelle; plasma membrane. The transcript is spliced from 4 exons. The coding region runs from base 337 to 1602 and encodes 421 amino acids. Gene Ontology annotation, molecular function: G protein-coupled receptor activity; protein kinase activator activity. The record is from RefSeq and is a predicted model, not a curated record.
GUGUGAGCCCCACCUAGUAAAUACAGAGGGAGGAAAGUAUGAGAUGAGGUGCAGGCUUUUCUUAGUAUCGCCCUACCUGCGGAUCUUAGGUACAAACACACCACUCCAGGUGUCUCCGUAGUGUCAACAGCUCGUGUUUUUCGGAUAAUCUUGGAGUAGGCAGUGGUCUGAAUUAAAGCAACCUACAUGACUACACACUGAGUAGGCAUCAAUGCCCCGACACAUUGUGUGUUGCAGCCAAAUUGAGCCUGGGUUGAGGGGAAACAAAGGAUUAAAGGAAGAAAACCUUCCAAGGACACAUCAGGAGGAACUAAAUAGCUGGUGGAUAUUUCCAAAAUGAGUCCAGCCUUUUUACCGGAAGAUCACAAGUUGGCAUUCUCGCUUGUCCUGCUCUUUCACGUCCCCUUCGUAUGCUUAUCCCAAUCAACAGGAAACAUUAGUAAUGAGACGACAAACAAUGACUUAUCGAAUUCCACUGCACAGAAGGCUGUUCCAGGCUGCCGUCCAGGACUAGAUCCUCUCUAUCGAUACCUGUGUGACCGCAGAGCCAUGUGGGGCAUCAUCCUAGAGACUCUGGCCUCAUCUGGUUUCCUCUUCACUAUGUUCCUCCUUCUCGGCCUCCUCCUCUGGUCCCUGUGGAUCUGCGUCUCCUUACGACAACAGCGUAGCAGCAUAGGGAGCAUAGUAGCUUGCAUGAGCAUGUUUUUGUUGGCUACAGGUGGCAUCUUUGCUAUCACCUUCUCCUUCAUCAUCCAGCUCAGCCCUCAGACGUGCCCCACAAGGAUCUUCCUCUUCAGCGUCUUCUUCUCCUUGGGCUUCUCUUGCUUGUUGGCUCGAUGCCUGGCUUUGAUAGGCUUCGCGGCCGCUCGAGGUUGGGGUGAGCCCGCCAUGGCUUUGGGACUUUUCAUCAUUCAGGUGAUCAUCUCCACCGAGUGGCUCAUACUGGUCAUGGUGCGGGAUAAGAAGCCCUGCGAGUACAGCCAAGAGGAGUUUGUCAUGUUGCAGAUCUACGUCCUGUGCCUCCUGGCUAUCAGCUUGAUUCUGUCAAUGCACUUCCUCUGUCGCUCCUGCGUCACGUACAACUACAGGUACGCGGGGGCAUUUCAUCAGCAGAGCCGGCAACAGGCCGUGCUCCUCUUCCUCACGCUCCUGCUCUCCGCCGGCAUCUGGGUGACAUGGAUCGCGAUGCUCACCAGAGGCAAUUCCAAGUUGAGCCGUCGGCCGCAGUGGGACGACCCGACGCUCGCCGUGGCCUUGGUGGCCAAUGGUUGGGUGUUGUUAAUGGGACACGGCUUGUCGCAAGUUGCCUUCCUGUGCAGGGGCGAGGCCAAAUCUAAGGAGAUCCCUCUGAGCUUUGCGGGCUGGACCAGUCCCAAUAAUGACAUGCCAGGGUUGAACAGUCCCAAGGCGGGAACAGAGAAUGGGAGCUUUGAGAAUGAGCCUGAUAAAAGAAAAGGCCGGAGAGUAGAUCCAACACUGCAAUCACCCUACGAGUCCGGAUUCUCCAUGACCGGAAUUGACCCCAAUAAGGAUUAUACCAUUCCUCGCCCACAGACCACCAACUAUGGGGAACCAUAUGAUGACUAUUAUGGACAAUUUUAGAUUUUCUGGCACAAAGAUGUACAGCAAAUAUAUGUUUAUUUUGUUUGGUUGUUCAUUUACUUUGUACAAAAGGAAUUCACGCAUUGCUUGAUUUGAACAUUUGCAUAGAUGUAAUAAAGUCCUGGAAAGAAACUAAAGCAAGAAUCAAAAUUCAUGUUGUGUACUGCCACAGUUUGACAGUUUCUCAACUCACCCCUGCCUGCAGGCCUGUACAUACAUUGAGGAGCAGAAGUAUUUGCAAGUUCACCCACUUAGAAAAUACGUAGCGGUCUGAAAUUUAAAUCAUACAUGCAUUUCCACUCAUAGAGACAUAAUCUUUAAAAAAAAAUUCAGAAAUCACAUUGGAUGUUUUUUUUAAAUAAUUUAUUUGUAAUUUACUGGGGUUCAUAAGUAUUUUUACCUCUGAGAAACAGCAAUAAUUAUUACACUCAAAGAGUUGUCAGUCUACAUUAAAAAAAAAAAAAAAGUCCACCUCUGAGUAACCACCCACCACCUGUUUGAACUCAUUAUUAUUACCUGUGCAUCCCACAGUCAGUCAUAAUCCAACUGCUACCAUGGGCAAGACCAGAAAGCUUUCGAAAGACACCAGAGAAAAAAAUUGUUGAGCUCCACAAAGCUGGAAAAGGCGAUGGGACAAUUGGAAAGCAGCUUGGUGAGAAUAAAUUAACAGUCCCAGCAAUUGCUAGAAAGAAAGGUUCAAUAUUACUGAUAAUCUACCUCGGACUAAGGCUCCAUGUAAAAUCUCUCUUUGUGGGGCAUCACUUAUAAUGAGAAAAGUGAGGGCUGAGCCUAGAACUACACGGCAGGAGCUGGUCAAUGACCCGAAGAGAGGUGGAUGCACAAUUUCAAAGGCUACUGUAAGUAGUACACUACGGUGCAAUGGUUUAAAAUUAUGCAUUACUCAGAAGGUUGCCCUGUUGAAGCCAGUACAUGUGAAGUCCCGUCUGAGGUUUGCCAGGGACCAUCUGAGUGAUGCAGAGGGAUCAUGGGAGAAAGUUAUGUGGUCAGAUGAGAACAAAGUAGAGCAUUUUGGUGCAAAAUUUACUCUUCGUGUGUGGAGGAAAAAGAAGGAUGAGUACAAUCCCAAGAACAGCAUCCCCACUGUGAAGUAUGGGGGUGAUAAUCUCAUGCUUUGGCGCUGCUUUUCGGCAAAGGGCAAGGGGACGACUUUACUGCCUAAGGCAGCGGAUGAAUGGUGUAAUAUACGGUUAAAUCUUAGCCACAACCUCGUUCCCUCAGUCAGAGACUUGAAGAUGAUUCAUGGUUGGAUCUUCCAACAUGACAAUUGUCUGAAGCACACAGCCAUGCUGACCAAGGAGUGGCUGCGUAAAAAUCAUAUCAAGGUUCUGGAGUGGUCCAGCCACUCUCCAGACCUCAAUUCAAUAGAAAAUCUUUGGAUGGAGUUGAAACUUUGUGUUUCUCAACGACAGCCUCAAAACCGAUCUAGAGAAGAAUUGUGUGGAGGAAUGGGCCAAAAUCCCUGUUUCCAUAUGUGAAAACCUGGUAAAGAACUACAGAAAGCGUUUGACCUCUGCAAUUGCAAACAAAGGUUUCUGCUCUAAAUAUUAGCAAUGAUUUUCAAUGUGAUACAAUGCGAGUUCCGGAUUCUUUUAUUUUAUUCUAUUUUUUAGAUUAUAUCUCUAUAAAUGGAAAUGCAUCUAUGAUUGAAAUUUCAGACAUCUACCUAUUUUCGAAGUGGAUGAACUUGCAAAAUCACAAGGGGUGCAAAUACUUCUGCUCCUUCCUGUAUAUUUGUGUAGUGCAGUUUGAAUUGGUUCUACUGUGUAUAGCAUACAACACAAAUUUUACAGCAGCGUGUAAAGCAGUGUUAUACCUUGGGACUAGAAUACCCCAAAUAAGAUGCGCAGUAUAAUAUUGUGCAUUACAUUUUCUAUACUGCAGUGCAUAAUCCUGUCAUCUCGAGACAUAAUUCUAACUGCAGACAUAAUUCUAACUGCUGUUGCAUCUAUAUGCAAACCUGAUAAGCCACAUCACACGUAUUCAAGCCUGAGACGAUAUUAGCAGUCCGGAAAUGAUGGAGCGGGAGGAGGACUGUCAAUCAGUAGACAUGAGUGCACAGCAGUAGCUGGAAGGGCAGACAGGAGCAAGAUUAGAUUCCGUGCUCCAUACAUUCACUGAUUAACAUCUUCAUUUUAAAAUGUAAUCUAUAAUGUUCCUGGUCUAUGAUAAUGUUGUCAAUAAAGGUUUCUUAAUAUACAAA